This is a messenger RNA of Podospora pseudopauciseta, 1022 nucleotides long. RefSeq lists its product as uncharacterized. NCBI's taxonomy places the organism in Eukaryota, Fungi, Ascomycota, Sordariomycetes, Sordariales, Podosporaceae. Bases 48 to 614 code for a protein of 188 amino acids. The record is from RefSeq and is a predicted model, not a curated record. The transcript is spliced from 2 exons.
CUGGUUGAAUCCUGUCGAGAAAUUUCAGUCUCGAUGGGCAAGAUGAUAUGUUUUCCUCUUUUAAAGAGCAAACGCAGUGCCAAACACAGCACCAAUCACCGACGCCACGAGUCAACAUGUCACCUCCCUCGUCUUCUACCCCAGAUCCGCCCCCACUGAUCCCAUUUGAGGAAUCUGACAGCGCGGGCAACAACACCGCAGUUCUCGUCACUGCUGUUGUAGCACUAGCACUUGCAAUCCUUUCGGUCAUCGCUCGUAUUCACACCCGAUUAUACUCUAGACAGGGAGUUGGGCUAGAUGAUUACAUGUUUGUUGGGUCCACGAUCGGACAAUCUGUCUGCGGUGGGCUUUUACUGUGGUUUUAUGCCGUUGCUGCUUACGGAUUAUGGCUGGCCGAUGUCCCCGUCAAAGGCCAGCUGGGGCUGUCAGGCCACGACCUCGAGCGAAUCACACUCUACCUCAAAAUGUUUUAUGUCGUUGCAAUGCUUUAUCUUGUCGUCAGCGGUACCGCAAUGCUGGGUAUCUUGCUCAUGUACCGCCGCAUCUUUCAAUCAGACAAGGCAUUCAAUAUUCAGCUCAUGUCGUUGGCGCACUCGUCUUCGGAUGGGGGCUAGCCGGAACAAUCGCCUCCGUUUUCAACUGCGUCCCUGCGGAGAAAGCUUGGGAAUUGCCUAUAAACGACGAGAGGUAUUGCUAUAACUACAACAUAUUUUGGCUGGCAAUGGGAAUCUUUGAAGUCAUUUUGAACAUCAUGAUUCUAGGACUUCCGAUGGCAAGUCUCCGAAAGCUCAACAUACCGCUCGCGAACAAACUGUCGGCCGGGGGCAUUUUCUUCCUCGGAGGAUUGCAAGUUUUACAUAGACGCUGUUUGUCGAGUGAAUGUAUGUUAUCUAGCUAACUUGUCUCUUCUCCUCACAGUGUUGUGGUGACCGGAAUCGUCAAGGUUGUGCUCGGCUACGUCCCUACCGCCCGAAAUCCCAAUCAGUUCAAGACUGUGCUCUGGGCUACACUUCAUCUUACCA